Molecule: messenger RNA, 2411 nt
Organism: Hydractinia symbiolongicarpus
Lineage: Eukaryota; Metazoa; Cnidaria; Hydrozoa; Anthoathecata; Hydractiniidae
Product: carbohydrate sulfotransferase 13-like
Exons: 1
Coding region: 190-1305 (371 amino acids)
Biological process (GO): carbohydrate biosynthetic process
Cellular component (GO): membrane
Molecular function (GO): sulfotransferase activity
Source: RefSeq, a predicted model, not a curated record
ACGUUGAAACAACCAGAAUUAGCCCCACUGUGCUACCGUUUUAAUAUGCUUCGUGUUGUUUACGCAAAGUUGGUUGUAAUUUUUGACAAAUUACUUUAAUGAAGGGAGAGAAAAAAUAGACGUUCUUAUAUUCUUUCAUUGGUUUGAAAUCCAGUCCUAAUCAUAGUAUAUUUUUUCAAUAAAACGAAGAUGGAACGUGUCUGUACACAUAAAAACAAAGAGAUUUUGAAACUAUUUUUUAUCUUCACUAUCUUUGUUUUUUGUCUAUCUGUAGCUGAAUACAAUAUGUUUUUUCGAAAGUGUAAGAUAGUAAGACGAAAAGUACUUGAACACAUACAAAAACCACACGUGGAGUAUAAAGUGAAUAUAUCGACAAGUUAUCAAGGUAAAACGUUGAGCAAUGACAGUCAAACAAGUAGAAACCAGUCAGCAAGUAUCAUUAAACAACAAACAACAGAUGCAAUUCUUUUAUCUAAAAAAAUUAGAAUGGAGAAAGUGAUAGAAGAGCAACAUAGGCGACAGCACCUCUUGCGAAGUCAUUGUCGUGUAAACAGAGGAUUUAAAAGACCAGAAGCUCGACAAAUGUUAGCAAGUGAUCGUUACUCUCUUCUUUAUUGUUCUGUACCAAAGGUUGCUUGCACGAACUGGAAAAGAAUGUUUUUAGUGUUCGAAGGAAAGAUGAAAGAUAUGUUUUCAAUUAAAAAUAAAGACAAAAUACACACUCUUCGCUAUAAAACAUUUUCUGGUAUGAGAAAUUACGAGAAAGAAUGGAGAAAAAAUAUUUAUUUUUCUUUUAUGUUUGUCCGACAUCCAUUUGAACGUUUAUUUUCUGCAUAUCGUAAUAAAUUCCAGAAUCCAACCAAUCCACAUUAUCAGCGAGUCAUAGGUUCCACCAUCUUAAGACUUUUUAGAAAAAACUUGACAAGAAUGCAGUACAUACAAGGAAAAGGUGUUACUUUCAGAGAAUUCUUGCAAUAUAUCCUUCAUAUCUUUAGAAGGAGAGGCUCACAGGGCUUUGAUGAGCACUGGCAAAUCAUGAUGAAUAUAUGCAGCCCUUGCACAAUGAAAUAUAACUUUAUCGGAAAGAUGGAAACGUUAAUGGACGAUGCAGAAUAUAUCUUACACGUCAAUAAACUUGAUAAUUAUAAAUUUCCUUUAAAUGCUACAGAUAAUUACCGUCGCAGUGCAAGUUCUUUAGCUUUGAAGUAUUUUCUUGACAUACCAAAAUCAUACAAACAAGAACUGUAUGAAAUAUACAAACCUGAUUUUAAAGCAUUCGGAUUCAACACUGACAAAUAUCUUUAAAAAUGUCUUGCAACUUAACCAUUUACCACCGAACAUUUUUCUCAAGAACGCACCGGUCUGACUAAAAUCGCAUUUUAACUGAAUGCAUUAUGUAACAUUUCGAUCCUUUUGCAGGGAGGGCAGGGAAAAGUAAAACUUCAUAAAUCGUAAUAAAUCGUUUUUAUUUUGUGAAAAUUAUCAUAUGUUAAAAUGCUUAAACAAGGCUCGAUAAAAAAAAUUAGACUGUAUACAAUGAAAUUAGAAUGUCAAAAAGUUCUGGCGUUGAGUUUGCGACUUAGGUGUGCAUAUGCAGUAUGCAGGCUCUGCAAACACUGUAUACUGAGGAAAAAUUACCUCGGCCAACUUUUUUAAUUAGGUGACGCACAUGGUACAGGUAUAAAAUAUUCUAAUAUCAGGAAUAUUUACUUUAAAAAAAAUAUAGGUUCAAGGUUCGUCUUGAUUUGAACUGCUAUUAAUUGAAACGUUACGUUAAAGUACUAUUAAUUCAAACAUUCGAACAAAUUUUCCGUACCCUUAUAUAAAUUACUUCUGACUUGUAUGAUCAAAUUAGUAUACUGUUCUCUCAUAAACUCAUAAAAAGAAGAAGCAACCGAACUCUUUAUUGUUUUGUACUUUAGAUGUUUGUGUGUGAAUUAAAUGGAGCUAAACACAGUUUAGCUCAUGUUAAUUGCAGUUCCCAAUACUUGAUAGUUGCUAUGCAGAUGCAUCUUUAAGGGUACACAAGGUUGUCUUGCUAUCCCAAGGCAUCUUUGUCUCAAUUAACCAAAUCAAAGCUAUGUGUCAUAACUUGAAGCAACUUUCUUGUUGUUGAUACUUUAGAGUAGGGGACUAAAGGUUUGGGUAUAGUCUGUCCAUAUUAGGAGGUUCUAAGUUAGCCAAUCAACAAUCCAGGGGCCCUAUAAAUAGGAGAGAGUUACUCUGAUUUAGCUUCUCACCAGUAGUAGCAAUAACUUGCUUAACUGAAAUAAUUUUCCCACCCACCCACCCAUAUAUUUCGUUAAUUUUAUUUUAUUUUUCUCUUUAUGUGACACACCUGCAUCAUCGCCACACUAUGUUGGAACGAUAACGGAUUAUCUACAAUCGAACUGGUUCAUCGAGGCUACAUA